CACGAGGCGCUGAUGGGCGGCAGGUGUGCCGCUCUGAUUUCCUCCAUCUCCAUGGCGACGCUGAUUGUGCCAGGGGUGACUCGUCACAGUUGGUCUUCGUGUGUGUUUUUAGACGCAGCUUGCGUCAUCACUGAGUUGAAGACGCACAAAGUAGUAAGUCGUUGUACGGAGAGGAGGAGGAGUCGUCGUCGUCGUCGUCGUCUAGCUGAAGCAAUUGAUUGUUCUGUCUUAGAAGUUUUGAUAAAAUGGAGGACCAUGCGUAUUGUGCACAAGAGCCGACAGAGCGUGAAUCUCCGUCGUCAAAGAAGCACAAACGUGAUGCUGCCAGACGAGUUAGAGACAAACGGCGGCAGAAAUCCAGGAUAAACAUCGGUGUAUCUAUUACCAGAUGGAAGGCAGUGUUGAAAGACAAAUGUUUUCAAGGCGAUGCCGAAGUUGCCUGUUUUCUGCUAGACUGGCUGGCGGGUUGUAAUUUCCUGCCAGAAUCCUGCAAAAUGUUGGCCUCAUCUCUCAAGUCAAUAAACUCAACCCUGAGAGAACUGAAUCUGAGCUACAAUAAAAUAGGUGAUAGUGGAGUCGGUUAUCUCUGUGCUGGACUUAUAAGUCCCAACUGUAGACUCCAGAUACUAAAGUUGAAGCGCUGUGGCCUUACAGAGUCUUGCUGUGCAACUCUGUCAUUAGUUUUGAAAUCACCUAACUCAAAAUUGAUUGAGUUAGAGCUGAAAUGCAAUGACCUGCAGGAUUCUGGUGUGAAAAAGCUCUCAGGUGGACUGGAGAAUCCACAAUGUAGAAUAGAGAAACUGGGAUUGUCAGGUUGUAUGAUCACAGAGGAAGGGUGCAGGUCUUUAGCCUCAGCUCUGAACUCAAACCCUGGUCAUCUGAGAGAGCUUGAUCUGAGCUACAACCACCCUGGAGACUCAAAGGAAGAAUUGUUCCCUGCUAAACAACAGGAUCCACAUUUUAAACUGAAUCUUGACUAUGGAGGAAAGGGUCGAAUGGAGCCCUGUCUGCGAAAAUAUGCCUUUCAGCUCACAGUGGAUAAGAACACAUUACACCCACGCCUGAUACUGUCUGAGGACACCCAAACAAUAUCAGAAACUACAGUGGAGCAGAAAUAUCCUGAUCAUCCUGAUAGAUUUAAAUUGUUUCCUGAGUUUCUGUGCACAGAGCCUCUGUCUGGGCGGUGUCAUUUUGAGGUGGAGUACAAAGGUGGGAUUGCGGUGGCAGUGGCCUAUAAAACUUUGGAUAGAACAGAGCACAUAAUGGGUGUUAAUAACAAGUUCCCCAGUCUUCACUGUCUGGAUGGUAAUCUGAAACUUUGGCAAAAUAAUGAGAGUACAUGUGAGUUCCCUGUAUCUGCCAGGUCGACCAGAAUAGCAGUUUAUGUAGACUGGGCAGCUGGCAGUUUGACAUAUUACAGCAUUCGUAAUGGCACGCUCAUUCACCUGCACACACACCACAAUUCAUUCACUCAUGCUUUAUACAUAGGGUUUAUUCUUCUUCCUAACUCCUCAGUAACUCUGUGUCCACGAACACAGAUUUUUUGAAGCACACUAGUUUAUAGAUAACCUUAACACUACCAUAUAUUCAUACUAAAAGCUACAUAAUUUACAUUUUUAUUUUAUGGUGAAUUUAAAUCAGGCUUAUUCCAUCAAAUAAUAUUUUUUAACUGAUCCAAAAAUACAUUAAAACAUUAGCAUUGUGUUGUUUAAACAGGAAUAUGAACUUGCUUUUGCAGUACUCAAGAUAUGAAAACAUCGCAUCCUUUUAUUAUUAUUAUAAUAUUAUAAUUUUGCUUAAACAUGUACCUAUAAAUAGUAUUUUUAGAAAAACUGAAAAUAAUUAUGCAUGGUGGCUUAAUUUUCUGUGAGAGGUAUUGUAAUAAGGUUCAAUAAAACGGAAGGAAGGAGGCGGGAACCGGCGAACAUUCAAAACAUUUAAUCAAAAAUAAAUAAAUAAUAAACAGCAGUAAAACAGGCCGGCAGCCCCUCACGGACGACUGCCGGCCACACAAACAAACAAAACUUAGCAUUUCAGGGCCCGGUCCUCUCUCGUCGGCAGUCCUGCCGCUUGUCCUCUUAUGCUCCCGAGCUCCCCCGUGAGGCAUGCGGGACCGGUGCGCGUACAGCUGAUACUCGUUAUCACUCACGCCACCGGCCCCGCCUUCCUGCCCCACGGCUCUCGUCCCGCCUUCCUCGCUACAGGUUUGUUUAGGGGUAGGUGAGAAUAUAGAGUUUGUACAGUAUAAAAGUCUUAUGUCAACAUUUAUGUGGAAAGUCUACAUAAAACAUGAAAACCCAGCUUGUGUACGUGUGUGUAUAUGUAAUUAUGCUUUUUAAAGUGAUAACGUUAUUUACCAAGGUUGCAUUUAAAUGAUCAAAAUAAUUAUUUUUAUACAUUUACAAUUUUUAUAGAAUAAAAAUUACAGUUAUACAAUUAUUAUGAUACAGAGGACUAUUCAUAUUUUAAAUACAUGCUAUGGUUUAAACUGCUUGUUAAAAAGGAUUCUUAGUUUGCAAUAAUGAGAGCAACUACUUGCAUUUUGAAAGUUAAUAAAAAUAUUCAACUGAAGUUUCUCUGUUUCACUUUCUACAGCACUUGUCGUAGGUGUGGUUGAAAUUGGUGCUCCUCACUUUCCUGUCCCUAUACAAAAGCUUAAACUAACACUGUGUCUACACCGGACACGGCAUGGCGCGAUUGUGAUGCGACAAAAACAGUAAAACGCAUUAGAACCCAUUAUAAUUCUAAAUUUUGUCCACACUGGAUGCGUCGCAUGACAGCCCUGUGUUCUGUUUGUGCAUAAGGUUUGGAUCCUGGCAGCCUUGUUCUAGCCUUGGUUCUUGGUGUCAGGAUCUAAAACUUAUGCUAUGUGUUUUUUUGUUGAGUUUGAUGUUGCAUGUGUGUGAAAGCACAUGACCUCUGGUUGCUGUCCCGUGUUUCCUUGUUAACCAUCCAGUUAUUAGUUUAUGCCCUUCCAUUCUGUUUCUUCAUUAUGAAAUCUUCUAUUGCUCAUGUUUGCUCUAUUGUGUGGGUUUGUUUUCUAGAUUUGUAAAUCUUACCAAAUUAAGAUACUGCCUGUCUUUUGUUUUGAGUUUAGUCACUUUUGAGUUUUGUUCAGCUUUCUGUUUCACCCACUUGUGGGUAUUGAUGCCAGCUCUGUUCUGAGUUUGACUUUGUUAAAAACGUUUUUAUAAUAAUAAUAACUUUGUUUUGAUAUAGCGCCUUUAAAGUAGCUUCUCAAGGCACUUUACAUAAAACAAGUAAAUGAUAAUACAACACACACACACAAAGAAAAAAACAGGUCAUAUGCAUAUAUAAAUAGAUACAUAAAAGUCAGGAAAAAGCUAACCUAAAAAAAUACGUUUUUAAAUAAGAUGUAAAAAUAUUGAAAUUCUAUGUUUCUAUGAUGUGCAGAAGCAGUGCAUUCCAAAGCCAAUGAGUGUAGGAUGAAAAAGCCCUGUCCCCUACAGAAUGCAACCGUGUCUGUGGGGCUGCCAAUAAACCUAAUUGUGAGGAGCGUAGAUGGCGCUUAGGUGUGUAUAAGGUUAAAAGUACAGAAGGUUCUGAGGGGCCAGACCAUGCAGUGCCUUAUAUGUAAGCAUGGGGACUUUAAAAUCAACUCAGAACCUGACCGGAAGCCAGUGCAGAGACUUUAGAAUUGGUAUAAUAUGCACAUUUCUCCUGACUCCAGUCAGGAUUCUAGCAGCUGAAUUUUGCACAUAUUGCAAUUUGUCAAGUGUGGUUUUGGGAACCCCAGCAAGAAGUGCAUUGCAAUAGUCAAUAAGUAAAAAAACAAAAGUAUUAAUAAGCCUUUCAGUAACAGAAAGGGAUAACAUAGAGUGGAGUCUAGCAAUAUUUCUGAGAUGAAAAUAGGAGUUCUUUACAGUGUACUGAACAUACGAGUCAAAAGACAAACUUGAAUCAAAUAUAACUCCUAGAUUUUUUAAUUUGGGUUUGUUAUUCCAAAACAGAGCCAUCAACAUUUAAAAAUAGUGAGCCAGCUUUACGAAGCUGUUGGGAGGUGCCAAUAAGCAAGACAUCAGUCUUAUAACUAUUAAGAUACAGAAAGUUUUGGGACAUCCAUGAUUUUAUCUCAGAAAUACAAUGUGUUAAAAAACGAACAUUACAAUUUUGACUAGGCUUAGAGUGAAUAUAAAUAUGAGUAUCGUCUGCAUAAAAGUGAUAAUUAAGCCCAAGUGAUCUUAAAAGCAAUCCAAGUGGAAAUAUGUAAAUGCUAAAAAGUAAGGGGCCUAAAAUUUAACUUCGAGGAACACCUGUACCGACAAAACCGGUAACCACGCAUACAUACAAACUGUUGACGAUCAGAGAGGUAAGAUCUAAACCAUG
This is a messenger RNA of Triplophysa rosa, 4347 nucleotides long. RefSeq lists its product as uncharacterized. Lineage: Eukaryota; Metazoa; Chordata; Actinopteri; Cypriniformes; Nemacheilidae. Gene Ontology annotation, molecular function: protein binding. The coding region runs from base 246 to 1547 and encodes 433 amino acids. The record is from RefSeq and is a predicted model, not a curated record. The transcript is spliced from 6 exons.